This is a messenger RNA of Physcomitrium patens, 1729 nucleotides long. RefSeq names its product F-box/kelch-repeat protein At1g16250. Gene Ontology annotation, biological process: negative regulation of cytokinin-activated signaling pathway; regulation of phenylpropanoid metabolic process. Gene Ontology annotation, molecular function: protein binding. NCBI's taxonomy places the organism in Eukaryota, Viridiplantae, Streptophyta, Bryopsida, Funariales, Funariaceae. The record is from RefSeq and is a predicted model, not a curated record.
CCCACCUCCAAUUACACAAAUUAAAAGAAUAUGUUCCACACAAUGAGGGCAAACAAGGGAAGAGAGAGAGCGAGAGGGGAAUUGUGGAGGAGAGGGAUAGAUGGCCAUGAAUUAGUGCGACACAAGUAAUAGUAUUAGUAGGAGUAGUAGUAGAAGGCAAGAGAGAGUCGGCCAUGGCCAUGCCCAGCCAAGGGCGAAAGGGAGGAGGAGCAGCAGGGUUGGUGCCGGGUCUACCGGACGCGGUGGUAGCGCAUUGCAUUCUGCCGAGGCUGCCGUGGUACGUGCGUCCGUGCAUGCGCGUGAUCUCAAAGGCAUGGAGACUAGUGCUGGACGACGAGGAAAGUGCCUGCUUGCUGGAGUCUCGCACCAAAGAGCUCUACAAACCCCAGGGAUUGUUCCUCAUCCACGAACUCCUCCGCACCUCGCCGGGCAUGCCCGCGCACCACGAACAUGACGACGACGAGGAGGAGAGCGAGGGAGGAUCGGCCACGCUACCCAGCGCUCGGCUCUCCUCCCACGAUUCUGACGACGAGCCGUCUGAAAUCUUCCUUCUGCGAAAAUAUGCCAUCGAAAUGUGCGACGUGCGUGACGGAUCCUGGCAUCGGUUGCCCCCGAUUCCAGGAUAUCCGUCUGAAAUUCCGUCCAGAUGCAGUUUCGUGUGCGUCGAUGGGAAGCUGUAUGUGAUGGGAGGCAUUCCUGACAGUACUAAAGCCAAAGAUAGCGCCGAGAUGCACAUGCUUAACGUUGGAUUGGGCCAUUGGUGGUGGGAACAAUGUGCCAGCAUGCAUUUCUCGCGGGCAUACGUAAAAUGUGCUGCUCAGGGCGAGCAUAUCUACGUUGCAGGGGACACUUGCCCCGCCGAAGUUUACGAUGUCGGUGCCGAUCGGUGGCACCGCUUGCCUGACAUGGUCGAUGUUCAGUUCUUUUGCAAUGGGAUGCUCGCACUCAACCACCAGAUCUAUGCUUUUGGCUACGACAUCCUUGACCCUGAUGUUGUGGUUGAACCAGAUGUGUACUCCGCUCAAGUGUUCCAUCUCUUGUCCGGACAGUGGAGCACUGCCUCCUUCGCCUUCUCCAAGUGCUGCACCUCCGCUUCCGGCCGCUUGAUGCUUGAUCUCGUCGACGGAGCCCUAGUUGUCUUCGACACCUCAUCUUGCACCUCCACCACCCUCCACGGCACAUUGCUCGAUGUGGUUGGCAUGAGCAAGGGGUGGAGACAAGAAACGGUGCGCUUUUUUAUAGAAAAUGACUACAUCCACCUCACACCUUGUCAAGUGUUUGAUCUUGUAGUGCUUGAGGUUGCUCAAAAACCUCUUCAAGUGUACACUCUGGUUUCUCUCCAUGGAUCACGGUUACGCACACUAUGGCGGGGUAUCGUGGAUUUGGAUGCUUGCAAAGUGACAUGGGAUCAAAUUAUCACUUGUCGUUUCAGGCUUUGUCAACUGGAUUCGGAGAACCUAUCUGAAAUAUGCUGCAUGUCCUCAUAAAACUCGUGAUUUUUUUGCGACUUAAAGAAAACCAUGCUGAAUCUGACAACCUUUUAUCAAGAUUGAAGUAAAAUUAAAGUGCUAUAAAGAUAAUAGUUAACCAUACUAUCUUUAAAAUGCUAUAAAGCAUAAUUGAAAUGGUUUACUAUUAACAUUACAGCUUGAGGCAGAUUAUUCAAGCAUUAUCUCGAAAAGUCUUCAUUCUAUAUGUUAAACCAAGUUUUUGGAUUGUGUUUUGAUUU